Messenger RNA from Arthroderma uncinatum, 3927 nucleotides. RefSeq names its product WD40/YVTN repeat-like-containing domain. Bases 1 to 3927 code for a protein of 1308 amino acids. Gene Ontology annotation, molecular function: protein binding. The transcript is spliced from 5 exons. Lineage: Eukaryota; Fungi; Ascomycota; Eurotiomycetes; Onygenales; Arthrodermataceae. The record is from RefSeq and is a predicted model, not a curated record.
AUGUCAUUCUUCAAAAAGGUCCUCAAAUCCAAGAAAAAACCACAGAAAGAACUACCCGAAGGAUACUCAUCUGGCGAAAACUGGCCUGGUGAAAAGCGGCCCGAUAAAAAGAAACCGGAUGAAGAGAAGCACGAGGGAGAGGGACCUAGCGAAAUAGGCCCAACCGCCGCCAAAUAUGCGAUACCAAAGGGCGACAGGGGCCUUAAUUGUGUCUAUCGGCUAGAGGAACCGAGCAAAGCAGUCGUUGAUAUCGUUUUUGUGCAUGGUUUGACUGGAAGUUCUGAGAAUACAUGGACUCACCCCGACUCUAAUCUCCACUGGCCAAGGCAGCUGUUAAAGGAAGAUAUUCCAAAUGCACGUAUCUUCACAUUUGGCUACGAUGCCGAUGUUGCUUCCUUCUGGGGCGGUGCGUCUCAAAAUCGACUUACCAACCAUGCGGAAAACAUGAUCAAGGACUUAGUUGAUGAAAGAUCUGACACAAAGACGGAUGAUCGUGAACUUUUGUUUGUCGCCCACAGCCUCGGCGGCCUAGUCGUCGAGCGAGCUCUCCAGCUAUCCAGCUGCCCUAAAGAGCAACACCUUGGCCAAAUCGAGAAAUGCACCCACGGAAUUGUCUUUCUUGGGACACCGCACUCUGGUUCAGAUUUUGCUCCAUUUGCCAAAGCAUUGGCCCAAACACUUAGGGCAUGUGGUAAACGAGUGAAUACCAAUAUAUUGGAAACCCUAAAAAGAGAUUCAGAAACACUACUGGACGUGGAAGACUGGUUCGCCACUUGGCUACGGACUCGAUCAAAGGCACAAAACCCGGUUAAUAUAACCUGCUUUUUUGAGGAGCUUGAGCUCCCCGUUGUGGGCAAAGUGGUGCCGGAGGGAUCGGCAAGGAUCCCAGGCUAUCCGCUGUAUGGAAUACAUGCAGACCAUAGGAAUAUGACAAAAGUAGUCGGACGGGAAGAUCUCGGGUACAAGAGUAUACGGGGUGUCUUGCGGAUUUGGGUUAAUGGGCUCAGUGAGGAGCAUAGGAAAAAGGAGGAUCAUAUCACCCAAAAUGAGAUUAACAUUCUUAAUCGUUUAUCAAUUGCCUCAGAAGCGGCGUUUGACUCUAUAGCACACGAACAUGAUCCGUUCUGCCUAGAGAACACACGCGAGAGUGUACUGGAAGAAAUAUAUACCUGGGCUAACGGAGACAGCGACCAGUGCAUCUUCUGGCUAUGUGGCAUGGCUGGUACUGGAAAAUCUACCAUUUCUCGCACCACCGCCCGCGAAUUCUCUCAAAUAGGAAACCUUGGAGCAAGCUUCUUUUUCUCAAGGGGUGGCAAAGACGUCAGAAACGCCGAAAAGUUCAUACCGACAAUUGCAAAACAGUUUGCGACCAGGUUUCCAGCUGUGCGAGGCUUUAUUUGUGGUGUAAUCGAGAAGCAACCAGAUAUCUUUGAAAAAACUCGCCGAGAUCAAUGGAAAAACCUCGUCAUAGGACCUCUGUCUAAAUAUACCGGCCCAACAGUGCCUCUUGUUGUUGUCCUCGAUGCACUAGAUGAAUUUGAAGGAGACAAAGAUAUCCAAUUGAUCCUCCAGCUUCUGACCGAGGCUGCUGACCUCAAGACUAUUCGGUUGCGGAUUCUUCUUACUAGCAGGCCGGAAACGCCGAUCCGUCUUGGGUUUCGAAAAAUGAAGGGAGGAUUACACUACGAUUUUGUUCUACAUGAAAUGCCACUGGCGAUUGUUGAUAGCGAUAUGAAGCUCUAUUUUCGGGAUCAAUUUUCAAAAAUUAGAGACGAAUCUGAACGCCUUGAUGAAGACUGGCCUGGAGAUGACGCCAUAGACGAUCUCACUCGAAAGGCUGGUGGUCUUUUCAUUUAUGCGGCGACUGUGUGCGGCUUUAUCAAUACCUAUGUGGGGCGCUGGUCAGCCCAGGUUUUACUUGAAGGGUUUCUUCCAAAUAGGGAGCUAAAAGAUGGGCAAAACGAGACAUAUAAAAUGCCUUCCGGCCCACCAACUUUCGAGCUGGACUCACUUUACCUACGAGUUUUGAAACAUUCGAUGAGAGGAGUAAAUGACGAGGACAAGCUGGAACUUACUGAAGGAUUUAAAAAUAUAAUUGGCUCAAUUGUCAUUCUAUUUGAACCUUUUACACCUACCUCGCUUGAGAAUCUUUUGGCCGUUCCCGAGGGGACUGUGUACCAAAAUUUAUAUGAUCUUCAUUCUGUUUUGAGAGUGCCUGAUAAAGACAGUCAAACAAUUCGUUUGUUACAUGCUUCCUUCCGAGACUUCCUCCUUGACGAUGCCAGAUGUCGCGAUAAGGACUUCUGGAUAGAUGGGAGGAAAAUACACAAGGAACUAGCUCUCAAGUGUAUCUCACUACUGGAGGUCUCGUUCAAGCGAGACAUUUGCAGCAUACGUGCACCAGGAACACUCCUCUCUGAUAUCAGCCAGGGUCAGAUCGACAGAUGUCUUCCCCCAGAAGUUAAAUAUGCGUGUCUCCACUGGAUCCGCCAUCUUGAGGAAGGUGGAGACCUUGUCCCUGAUAACGGGAAUGUUCAUACCUUUUUAAAGAAACACUUUCUUCACUGGCUCGAAUCCCUGGUCCUCCUACAAAAGACUGCCGAUGGGGUACUUGCGAUAUCAGCAUUAGAGGUUUUAGUCGAGCGCCAGAAACAAGAGCACGCCGAGGAAGCAACCACGGGGAAGGUACAGGAGUUUGAAGGCCACUCUAACUUUGUAUUUGGGAUGGACUUCUCUCCUGAUAGUCAUAAGAUUGCAUCGUCGUCUUCUGAUCGAACUGUUCGAAUAUGGGAGGUUGCCACAAGAAAAUCACUACAAAUUCUUAACCACUCGGGAACUAUUUUGAAUGUGGCAUUCUCACCAAAUGGGAGCAAGGUUGCAUCAGCGUGCGACGAUCAUACCGUUCGAAUAUGGGAAGUAGCGACAAAUAAAGAAGAGGAGCACUCUAACUAUUCUUCCUGGGUCAACAGUGUUGUGGCCUUUUCGCCCAAUGGUAGCAAGGUUGCAUCAAGCUCCCAUGAUGCUACGAUCAAUAUAUGGGAGGUCGCUACCGGGGAAUUGCAACAAACCCUCAGUCGCAAUACUCCUAAUGCUCUGGUUUUCUCGCCUGAUAAUAGUACAAUAAUGUCAGCUUCCAACAGCUGCAAAGUUUCGGUAUGGGAUGUGGCCACUGGAAAUCUGCAAAAGAUUUUUAAAACCCAUUAUGCCAGUGUUAGGAGCUUAGCCUUCUCACCAGAUGGAAAUAAGAUUAUAUCAGGAUCUGAUGACCGUGCAGUUCAUAUAUUGGAAAUGGCUACAGAAAAGGUUCGGAGGCUGGAAGGCCAUUCUAGAAGUAUUUGCAGCGUGGCCUUUUCGCCAGACGGUAGCAGAGUGGCAUCAGGAUCCGAGGAUUGCACGGUUCGUAUAUGGGACGAGGCUACAGGGGAGCUACAGGUCUCGAUAGCUACUGGGAAGCUAGCGGAAAAUAUCAUGGGCUUCUCUGCGCUUGUUUCUAGCAUAGCCUUCUUAUCCAAAAACACGAGGGUUAUGCUAGGAUUUGAUGAUCAUACAGUCCAGAUACGAGAUACCGAUGCAGGGGGUUUGCUGCAGGCGUUUGACGGCUACUCGCCACUGAUCUCGAGCAUACCAUUCUUACCCACAAGUGGCCGGGUUAUGUUGGGGUUUGACCCUCACACAGCGAAUGUAUGGGAUGUGGCCACAGAGACUAUUAACUCUGCCUCAGUUCGAGAUGUGGUUGGCCAGCCGACCUACUCCAUGGAUAAAUCGAGUCAAUGGAUAACCAUGGACAACUUGAAGAUCCUAUAUAUUCCAGUUGACUUUAGGCCAGGUGCAGCCGCUAUCCGGAAUAGGUCACUCGCCCUGGGCACCGGUGCGGGCCGAACGACAAUUCUCACAUUUCUACCCGUCAUUGACCCUAUUAUACUCUAG